CAAGACAAGAGAUACGGACAGGAGCGGCCCCUCGAUGCGCUGGAGCUCAGACACACACUCACAUGCACACACACACCCACACACACUCAUACACACGCACACAGCCCGAACUCUAAUCCCGAUUCCGGGAAGUUUGACACCUCGGAGCCGCAGUCUUUUUUUCCCCCAAGAAGUCCCGGGCACUACGGGCCUGCGCACGGUUUUGAAAGUGGACCUAACACCGCCUUACUUUCUGGACAUGGGAGACAUGGGGGACCCACCGAAAAAGAAACGCUUGGUGUCUUUGUGCGUGGGCUGCGGGAAUCAGAUCCACGACCAGUACAUCCUGCGCGUGGCGCCCGACCUCGAGUGGCACGCGGCGUGUCUCAAAUGCGCGGAGUGUAACCAGUAUCUGGAUGAGUCGUGCACUUGUUUUGUCCGGGACGGCAAGACGUACUGUAAACGCGACUACAUCAGACUCUACGGAAUCAAAUGCGCAAAGUGUAACAUCGGUUUCAGCAAGAACGAUUUCGUGAUGCGCGCUCGCGCUAAGGUGUAUCAUGUGGAGUGUUUCCGGUGCGUGGCGUGCAGCAGGCAGCUGAUCCCGGGCGAUGAGUUCGCGCUACGGGAGGACGGCCUGUUCUGCCGAGCCGAUCACGACGUGGUGGAGAGAGCCAGCAUGGCGCCCGGGGAGCCGCUCAGCCCCCUGCACCCGGCCCGGCCUUUACAGAUGGCAGCAGAGCCAAUCUCAGCGCGGCAGCCCGCGUUGCGCCCGCACGUGCACAAGCAGCCCGAGAAGACGACGCGCGUGCGCACGGUGCUUAACGAGAAGCAGCUGCACACUUUGCGCACGUGCUACAACGCGAACCCGCGGCCCGACGCGCUCAUGAAAGAGCAGCUCGUGGAGAUGACGGGACUGAGCCCGCGGGUCAUCCGCGUCUGGUUUCAGAACAAGCGCUGCAAGGACAAGAAGCGCAGCCUGCUGAUGAAGCAGCUCCAGCAGCAGCAACCCAACGACAAGACGAACAUCCAAGGAAUGACAGGAACUCCAAUGGUAGCCACCAGUCCAGAGAGACACGAUGGCGGCUUACAGGCGAACCCGGUGGAGGUGCAGACUUACCAACCACCCUGGAAGGUCCUGAGCGAUUUUGCACUGCAGAGCGACAUAGACCAACCGGCCUUUCAGCAACUGGUUAAUUUUUCCGAAGGAGGGCCAGGCUCGAAUUCAACAGGGAGUGAAGUGGCGUCCAUGUCCUCGCAACUGCCAGAUACACCAAACAGCAUGGUGGCCAGUCCCAUCGAGGCCUAGACGAUUCGGAUUAAUCUUCCUUUCCACAAUCGGAGAGAAAAAGAGGGUCACCAAGGUUGUCGAGUCCCUGUUUCACCAAGGCUGUACUCCCGAAUAACACCGACAGACCUCCAAUUCCGCGGGGCUUCUCUAUCCAAACAAGCCCUGGGUCGCGUUUAUACACUGUGAUGACAAUCGUGGGAACGAAGACGAACGUUACCGGAAGUCGCUAACAUCCGGCGGAAGUAGACCUACACCAGGUCCUGAAUGUCAAAAUGUCGAUUUCUCUGACAUUUAGGCUUACACUACACAGGAACUGGUGGAACUGGUGGAACUGGUCGGCUACAUUUUUUGCCAAACAACCCGAGAUGUUUUGCUAUUUUUUCUUUUCUUUCUUUCAUUUGUUUUUGGACAAAUCAGCGAACCUCAUAGGGAAAUGAGACCUAAGAGGACUGUGAGUCCGGACAGCGCAGCAUGAGCGGCCCAAACAAACUGCUGAGUCGCCGGUCGGUUUCUCUCUAAAGCGAGAUUUAUUCACUGAAUAUUGAGUGUGAGGACGGCCUGGCAGCCCAGUCUAUCCGCUUUUAUUAGGCCGUUUUUGUUAUAUGGUAUGUUUUCAAGCCCAAGUAGGCGACUAAAGCAUUGCAACAAGGUAUACCUCUAUUCGACCACAAGCUGCGUGGGAAAUUUACGUGUAUAUGUCCGUCCGAGAUUAUUAUUAUUAUUAUUAUUAUUAUUUCCCAAAGAUGUGUAUAGUUUUAAGUUAAUAUGUCGGAUCAUACAGCGGAGAUCUUUUUUUUGUUUGUUUGUUCCUAUAUUACAAAAAUAAUUUAUUAUUUAUUGUCCAACGACCUGCCACUUUUGUGUACUAUCUUUAAUUGCUGAAGUAAAAAAGAGGAAAUUUACACUGUCGACUCCGAAUCAUCUAUAUCGGACUUUCUGUCCAGUCGUUUUGACUGAAAAGUAAAUGUAUCGAGCAACGCCAUAUGUAGAUCUUCAGGAAUAUUUGAACAAUAAA
Messenger RNA from Clarias gariepinus (North African catfish), 2285 nucleotides. It is a transcript of the gene isl1a, whose product is annotated as ISL LIM homeobox 1a. The coding region runs from base 35 to 1288 and encodes 417 amino acids. Gene Ontology annotation, biological process: positive regulation of transcription by RNA polymerase II; neuron fate specification; axonogenesis. Gene Ontology annotation, cellular component: nucleus. Lineage: Eukaryota; Metazoa; Chordata; Actinopteri; Siluriformes; Clariidae. The record is from RefSeq and is a predicted model, not a curated record. Gene Ontology annotation, molecular function: cis-regulatory region sequence-specific DNA binding; DNA-binding transcription factor activity, RNA polymerase II-specific. The transcript is spliced from 6 exons.